This is a messenger RNA of Lycium barbarum (goji berry), 2538 nucleotides long. Its product is annotated as F-box protein At2g40925-like. Gene Ontology annotation, molecular function: protein binding. The record is from RefSeq and is a predicted model, not a curated record. Lineage: Eukaryota; Viridiplantae; Streptophyta; Magnoliopsida; Solanales; Solanaceae. Bases 1194 to 2333 code for a protein of 379 amino acids. The transcript has a single exon.
AAAUUCUGCCUUGCGAUUCUUUUUUUAUUAUUUAUGACUUAACUGAGAUUCGAACCCACAACCUCGGGGUAUUAGGCGAAGGCCAAAACUUAAAGACCACCAAUUUGAAGGACAAAAAUUAAAGACCACCCCAAAUGAAGGACAAUCUGCGCGGAAAAAUAGAAGAAGCCAAAAGUCACCUGGCAGGAUUUGUCCAAGUCCGGCUGCUAAAAGCUGAUAUACCCGAUUCAAAAUGUGGAAUGGGUCGGGGAUGGAUUUGACGGGUGGGUUUUUAAAGGAAUCGGGUAUUUAAAAUUGGGGUUGGGUCAUUCGAUUAUAAGCUUGUAACGUGUCCUUCCGUUAAAAUUGAGGGCAAAUUUGUGUCAAAUUAUAAUGUGAGGGAUGUAUUUGGACUGAAAGUAUAACAAGGGGUAUAUUUAAACUAUUUUUGAUAGUGUAGGGGUAUAUUUGGCCCCUUUCCGUUUAGAAAAUCCUUGAACGCCUCCUAAUUUUAUAUAAAAAAAUGUGUUCCCUUUAAAAAGUCCACUAAAUAAAUGAAACUAAUAGAUUUUGAAUCCAGUAAAUUAAACAGAUCGGGUCACGAUUGAAUUACAAUCACGAACGCAAAAUUCAUAAUGUUCCAAUUUUGAAUAACCCAUGCACGAAAACGUGCGCUUUAUAAAUGAACAUUUGGACAACCUUUGACUAACUAAAUUAAAAAGAUCAUAGUAAAGAAUGAAGCAUAACUGGGGAAAAUGCAUGAUAGAAUAUUGUAAGGAAUCAUUAGAGAAAGAAAUAAAACAAAAAAGGGAAACAAUUAAAAUAAAGAGGAAAAGAGGGUGUUGUGCGUACUAUAUAGGGUUAAAAUUUGAAGAUUUGGCUGGAGUGGCGGGAUCCACUUUAUUUUUAUUCUCAUAAAUAAGUACAAAUAUCCCCUUUAAUAAGAACUCCCAUAAACCUACGUAAGUAACCGUCACCUAAUAAGAGCAUUCCACGGCUUCAAUUCCGAAAGAGAUUUUGGUUUUGCUUAUCAAAAAUAAAAAUCUCCAUCUCUGUGACCAUUCAGUACUUUUGAAAGUGAGGUUUUCCUGUUAUCUUCUACUCUAAAUUGCUGAAUUUUUUCUACUAUGAAUUACGGUUGUAGAAUAGAAUUACUGACACAAUUUGAGCAUUUGUUGUACUAGUAGUUGCAACUUGCAAAUAUUAGUAUUAGUAUGAAACGUCGGCGGAAAUUGUCUGAUAAACUACGUGUAGUGGAGAUUUCUGAGGAUAUCAUAAUCAACAUACUGCAUCAUUUGCCUUCGAAAUCUCUGGCGAAGUUUAAAUGUGUAUCCAAGAGUUGGCUAAAGUACAUUUCUGAUUCAUCUCUGAGUUAUAGUUGUCGUUCUAAACUAUGGAGGCCUCAACCGUAUCUAGUUGGUUUCUUUUAUCAGGCUCGGGAUACCUGUGAACCUUCGAAAAUUCACUUCUUCUUCUCAUCAGAAGAAUCAUCACUAGCAAUUGAUGAUUGUUUAGAUCAGUCAGUCACUUUUCUUGGCAGGACCGCGUAUAUUGUUGCAUCGUCCAAUGGUUUUCUACUUUGCAAUAAGCAGAGGGUUUAUUAUGUUUAUAAUCCUGCGACGAGGCAGAGUGUGGCUCUUCCUAAAACUCAAAGCAAGAUGAAUGAUCCAACUGUUGGAUUUAUUUGCAAGGUAGAUGACCCUGAUAAAGAUGUCAUUUCCUUUACUGUAAUUCGAUAUUGGGUUUCACUGUCCAAUGUAACAAUUGAAAGUUUCACAUCCGAGACAAAUGUGUGGACUGUCAGUAUAAUUCUUGCUGUACCUCUUCGACCGUACUUUUCUAACUAUAUGAAAUCAGCAUCAGCUGGUGUUAUCGACGGAGUAUUCUGUUGGCUUGAUCAAGGACCACAAAUCACUGUUUAUGAUAGUGUGAACAAGAGUUUCUGGGCUUUGGAGUUUCCGGGAGAGAUGGUACCGGCUAUAGCCAAUUAUUUUCUGGGAUUUUCAGGUGGGAAUUUCUAUUUUGCAUCGUAUGUUAAGACAGCUAUAACAGUGUGGCAACUCAAGAGCAAUAUUCGUAGUCAAAAUGCACUGUGGGUUAAGAAGUAUGAAACGAAUAUCGCAACUCCAGUUCCUUUAGGACUUACAGGGUCUCUACAUGUUGAGGUGCAGAACAUGGACAUUCAUCCUACUAUUCCCAACAUCUUUUAUUUGGAUGUAAGAGGUAAGGUUAUUUCUUAUGACAUGGAAACGGAUAUUCCAGAACUUGUGCAUGAUUUUGGAGAAUAUUGGUGGAGAACUAAACACUUCAAACUGUUUUCUUAUGAGUGGCAUCAAUGGCCACGUCUUCUGUAGACUAUCAAGCUGGUGUUGUCUCUUACUUCUUCUAAUAACAUUUGUUGAGUAUCCUAUUUAUUAUGACUUAGAUAUAAAUAAGUUUUAUGGACUUCCCUCUUUUAUUUGAGCUUCAUCCUUGAUCUUCUGUGCUAUUUCAUUAUCUGGUUUUCAACUGUUUAAAUUUUAUUACUCGAAAUUUGAAUAAAUAUACCAUGGUGGUAUA